AUGAGUAGUCCCAGGAGGCGUAUCGAGACUGAUGUCAUGAACUGCAGGAUGCUCAUGAGCGACUACGAGGUCACUCUGGUCAACGACAACAUGUACGUGCAAGAAUUUUUUGUCCGAUUCAAGGGACCUGCCGAGACGCCAUUUGAAGGUGGCCUCUGGAAAGUCCAUGUCGAGCUGCCCGAUGCCUACCCGUACAAAUCACCCAGCAUCGGUUUCGUGAAUCGAAUCUUUCACCCCAACAUUGACGAGCUCUCUGGCUCUGUCUGCCUCGACGUCAUCAAUCAGACGUGGUCACCCAUGUUCGACAUGAUUAACAUUUUCGAAGUUUUCCUGCCGCAGCUCCUGCGAUACCCAAACCCGACGGAUCCUCUCAACGGCGAGGCCGCCGCUCUCCUGAUUCGCGAGCCCAAAAGCUACGACGCCAAAGUCAAGGAAUACGUGCAAAAGUACGCCAACAAGGACGCUGCCGACGAGGCCGGCGCCGAGAGCGAAGACGACGACGACAUGUCCUCCGUGGCCAGUUUUGGCGAGGACGACGACGAAGAACCCGCCGGCCAGAUGGACGACGUAUAG
Messenger RNA from Akanthomyces muscarius, 573 nucleotides. RefSeq lists its product as uncharacterized. Gene Ontology annotation, cellular component: nucleus. Gene Ontology annotation, molecular function: ubiquitin conjugating enzyme activity. The coding region runs from base 1 to 573 and encodes 190 amino acids. The transcript is spliced from 9 exons. NCBI's taxonomy places the organism in Eukaryota, Fungi, Ascomycota, Sordariomycetes, Hypocreales, Cordycipitaceae. The record is from RefSeq and is a predicted model, not a curated record. Gene Ontology annotation, biological process: protein polyubiquitination; ubiquitin-dependent protein catabolic process.